Pseudopodoces humilis (Tibetan ground-tit) is the source of this 4551-nucleotide messenger RNA. The record is from RefSeq and is a predicted model, not a curated record. NCBI's taxonomy places the organism in Eukaryota, Metazoa, Chordata, Aves, Passeriformes, Paridae.
AUGCUGGACCCUUCCUCCAGCGAGGAGGAGUCCGAUGAGCUGCUGGAAGAGGAGCGGCGGGACGUGCUGGUGGCGGCGGGCGGCGGCUCUUCGCGCUCGCUGCCGCCGGCGCCCCGGGACUCGCGGGGCAGGGAGGCCGGGGCGGCACGGGCAGCCAGCCCCAGCCCUUCGGUGCUGAGCGAGGGCCGGGACGAGCAGGAGCGCCUGCAGCGAGAGGAGCGGGAGAAGCGGCUCCGGCUGCAGCUCUACGUGUUCAUCGCGAGGUGCAUCGCGCACCCCUUCAACGCCAAGCAGCCCACGGACAUGGCCCGCCGGCAGCAGAAGCUCAACAAGCAGCAGCUGCAGGUACUGAAGGAACGUUUCCAGGCCUUUUUGAACGGGGAGACACAAAUCGUAGCAGAUGAAGCGUUUUGCAAUGCUGUGCGAAGUUACUAUGAGGUAUUUCUCAAGAGUGACCGGGUUGCAAGAAUGGUCCACAGUGGAGGAUGUUCUGCAAGUGACUUUAGAGAUGUUUUUAAGAAAAACAUAGAAAAGAGAGUCCGAAGUUUGCCGGAAAUUGAUGGAUUAAGCAAAGAGACAGUAUUAAGUUCUUGGUUAGCCAAAUACGAUGCCAUAUACAGGGGAGAAGAGGACUUGUGCAAACAGCCAAAUAGAAUGGCCUUAAGUGCUGUAUCAGAGCUGAUUCUGAGCAAGGAACAGCUUUAUGAAAUGUUUCAGCAGAUUCUAGGGAUCAAAAAAUUGGAACACCAGUUGAUUUAUAAUGCCUGCCAAUUGGAUAAUGGAGAUGAGCAAGCAGCGCAGAUAAGGCGUGAACUAGAUGGACGACUACAACUGGCAGAACAAAUGGCAAGGGAAAGAAAAUUCCCAAAAUUUGUAACAAGAGAAAUGGAGAACAUGUACAUAGAAGAGUUGCGGUCUUCAGUGAAUUUGCUAAUGGCAAAUUUGGAAAGUCUGCCCGUGUCUAAAGGUGGGCCAGAAUUCAAACUGCAGAAGUUAAAGCGAUCACAGAAUUCUGCAUUCUUGGACAUAGGAGAUGAAAAUGAAGUUCAGCUGUCAAAGUCUGAUGUGGUUCUCUCCUUCACAUUAGAGAUUGUUAUAAUGGAGGUACAAGGUUUAAAGUCAGUUGCUCCCAACCGGAUUGUCUACUGCACCAUGGAAGUGGAAGGGGGUGAAAAGCUUCAGACAGACCAAGCAGAAGCUUCCAGGCCACAGUGGGGAACCCAAGGGGAUUUCACCACUACUCACCCUCGGCCUGUUGUCAAAGUAAAACUCUUUACAGAAAGCACCGGGGUGCUGGCACUUGAAGAUAAAGAACUGGGAAGAGUUGUGUUAUAUCCAACAUCCAAUAGCCCGAAGUCUCCUGAUCUGCAUAAAAUGAUAGUUCCCAAAAACAGCCAGGACAGUGACCUGAAAAUUAAACUGGCGGUGAGAAUGGAUAAACCACCUCACAUGAAGCACUGUGGGUACUUGUAUGCUCUAGGACAGAAGGUUUGGAAGCGAUGGAAAAAACGCUACUUUGUCCUUGUUCAGGUUAGCCAAUACACAUUUGCAAUGUGCAGUUACAGAGAAAAGAAGUCUGAGCCUCAGGAACUGAUGCAGCUAGAAGGAUACACUGUGGAUUACACAGCUCCCCACACAGGUCUUCAGGGUGGUCGAAUGUUUUUCAACGCUGUUAAAGAAGGCGAUACUGUGAUAUUUGCCAGUGAUGAUGAGCAGGAUAGAAUACUCUGGGUUCAAGCCAUGUACAGAGCCACAGGUCAAUCUUACAAGCCUGUUCCUGCAAGUCAAGCUCAGAAGAUGAAUCUUAAAGGAGGCAAUGCCAACACAGAUAUAUCCCCACUUUAUACAGACCGUGGGCAGAAACAUGGCAUGGAUGAGUUUAUUUCUGCUAAUCCCUGCAAAUUUGACCAUGCUUCCCUCUUUAGACUGCUUCAAAGACAGACCUUGGAUCACAGAUUGAAUGACUCCUAUUCUUGUUUGGGCUGGUUUAGCCCGGGUCAGGUCUUCGUGUUGGAUGAAUACUGCGCUCGCUACGGGGUGAGAGGCUGUCACCGCCAUCUCUGCUAUCUCGAUGAGCUGAUUGAAUAUUCAGAAAAUGGUUCUGUCAUUGAUCCAACUCUGCUCCACUACAGCUUUGCAUUUUGUGCUUCUCAUGUUCAUGGUAACAGGCCAGAUGGAAUUGGAACAGUAUCUGUGGAAGAGAAAGAACGGUUUGAGGAAAUUAAGGACAGACUUUCCUCUCUUUUAGAAAACCAAAUAAGCCAUUUCAGAUACUGUUUCCCUUUUGGACGUCCUGAAGGAGCUUUAAAGGCCACACUUUCAUUACUUGAAAGGGUUUUAAUGAAAGAUAUUGCCACUCCCAUACCAGCAGAAGAGGUGAAGAAAGUGGUUAGAAAAUGUCUGGAGAAGGCUGCCUUGAUCAAUUACACUCGACUUACAGAAUAUGCCAAAAUAGAAGAGACCAUGAAUCAAGCAACACCUGCAAGAAAACUGGAAGAGGUUCUUCACCUUGCAGAACUCUGUAUUGAAGUAUUGCAGCAAAAUGAAGAGCAUCAUUCCGAGGGAAGAGAGGCAUUUGCUUGGUGGCCAGAACUGCUGGCUGAGCAUGCAGAGAAGUUUUUGUCUCUGUAUUCUGUCGAUAUGGAUUCAGCACUUGAGGCACAGCCACAGGACUCCUGGGACAGCUUCCCACUUUUCCAGCUGCUGAAUAAUGCCCUCAGGAAUGACACACUUUUGUGCAAUGGAAAGUUUCACAAGCACUUGCAAGAAAUUUUUGUUCCAAUGGUUGUCCGCUACAUUGAUCUCAUGGAAUCAUCAAUUGCCCAGUCCAUUCACAGAGGUCUUGAACAAGAGUCAUGGCAACCUGUCAACAAUGGAUCGGCUACAUCAGAAGAUCUUUUCUGGAAACUGGAUGCUCUGCAGAUGUUUGUUUUUGAUCUUCACUGGCCAGAACCAGAAUUUGCCCGCCAUUUAGAGCAGAGACUUAAACUCAUGGCCACUGACAUGAUAGAAGCCUGUGUUAAAAGAACAAGAAUUGCAUUUGAACUGAAGCUGCAAAAGACAAACAAAUCAACAGACUUGCGUAUCCCUUCUUAUCUGUGUACAAUGUUUAACGUCCUAGUUGAUGCCAAGAAACAGACAGCUAAACUCUGCAUACUGGAUGGGGGGCAAGAGUUUGCUAGUCAAUGGCAACAAUACCAUUCAAAAAUAGAUGACUUGGUUGACGAAACUGUUAAAGAAAUUAUUUCACUUCUUGUUUCAAAGGUUGUUUCAGUGUUAGAAGGUGUGCUGUCUAAAUUGUCAAGAUAUGAUGAAGGUACUUUCUUCUCAUCAUUAGUUUCAUUCACUGUAAAAGCAGCUGCCAAAUAUGUUGAUGUUCCGAAACCAGGAAUGGAUCUAGCAGACACCUACAUUAUGUUUGUUCGGCAAAACCAGGAUAUCCUUCGAGAAAAGGUCAAUGAGGAAAUGUACAUAGAGAAGUUAUUUGAUCAAUGGUAUAGCAACUCCAUGAAAGUCAUAUGCAUGUGGUUGGCUGACAGAUUAGACGUUCAGCUUCACAUCUACCAGCUGAAGACUCUCAUCAAGAUAGUGAAGAAAACCUACCGAGACUUCAGGUUGCAAGGCGUGAUGGAGGGGACGCUGAACAGUAAAACCUACGACACCGUGCACAGCCGUCUGACUGUAGAGGAAGCCACAGUCUCAGUCACGGAUGCAGGAGGACUUCAGGGCAUUACAAUGAAAGACAGUGAUGAGGAGGAAGGAUGAUAUUAUUUCACAAAGCAUUCAGAGCUGGUGGGUGAUGGUCUGAGGGUGGGAUUUAUCUUUGCCUUGGGGUUUUUUGGUAACUUGUCCUUGUAAUUGCAUUUAUGGUUUUGCCUUAUGAUAUCGGUGCAGAAAUGUAAUUUGCUCCAUUAAAAAAGAAAGUAAGAUUAUCAGAGGAAAAGUGCCAAGGACUUUUUGAGAAUAAUGGUUGUAGCAUAUUUUUAUGUAUAGCUUUGCUUAGGGCUGCAAGAACACUGGCAUGGAGUUUGAGUUCCACUUGUGAUUACAUUUAUUUCCCUUUUGUUUGCUACCAUUCAUUCUUGUAUCUCCAUCUGAUAUUGAUGUCCUGUGCAAAAACAAGAUGUGUGUCUCACUUAAAACACAGCUAUAAAGGAAAUCAUCCUUGGAAUGAGUCAAUGCCCUAGGUAAAAAAAAUAGUGUAUUUUCAAGAUUACAAAUUGUUUACCUUUUUUUUUGUGCUUAAUUUUACAUUAUUAUGUGAUGUGCAUUAAAAAUUUUAAUCUUGGUUCUUUGUAUAUUGAGACAUAUAUAAGCAGAAGAACUUCAAGGACAGUCAAACAUACAAACUGCUUAAGAGUGUCGUGUCUAUUCAUUUUGCAAGUUUAAAGAUAUCUCAUCCUGUUGGAUGUCAGUAAGCUUGCCAUCUAUGUUUGUAUUUCUGUGAAAAUUUUCAGGCAAUAAGAACACAUUUUGUCGUGGCCAUUUAUGUAUCUACCCAAGUUUGUAUAGAAUUCUACAAUUAAAAGAUGUUUUCAGUAUUUCAAACAA